AUGGAGAAGGCAGAAGUACAGCAGAAACUCAACAGAAUCCUCGCUCCUGUCACCGUUCAGACCGACUUUGAGCAAGCCGCCAUCCGAGCUAUCGAGACUGAGGUUCCUGCAGCCAGAGUGAGAGGAUGUUACUUUCACUUCACCCAAGCCAUCUGCAGGAAAGUACAAGACUUGGGGUUAGCUGUCCCAUACCAAGGAGAUCCUGAGGUCAGACGCUGGGUCAGAAGAGCAUCAUUCCUGGCUCUGUUACCAGAAGCUGACGUCCAAGAUGCAUGGAUCGACGCCAUGGACGAUACGCCAGAACUAGACAACGCUCAGAGAUUUAAUGAUUAUAUUGUAACAACUUGGGAUGAUGAUGAUGCUAGAUUCCCCAUCCCUCUAUGGAAUCACCACCGAAACAUUGGACCUCGCACGAACAAUAAUCUGGAAGGCUUCCACUACUGA
This is a messenger RNA of Haliotis rufescens (red abalone), 444 nucleotides long. RefSeq lists its product as uncharacterized. The transcript is spliced from 2 exons. Bases 1 to 444 code for a protein of 147 amino acids. The record is from RefSeq and is a predicted model, not a curated record. NCBI's taxonomy places the organism in Eukaryota, Metazoa, Mollusca, Gastropoda, Lepetellida, Haliotidae.